AUGGCACCAAAGCACCGCGGCAAUAUGAAAUAUUAUGCUGUCGUCCGCGGACGUAUUAACGAACCUACGAUCUUUUCGUCUUGGGGAGAUACGUAUCCACGUAUAGUGGGAUAUAGCAAUCCCAAAUUGUUGGCCUUCUCUAACCUCAAAGAGGCCCGCAAAUAUAUGAAAGGCUCCGGAAUUACGGAAUACAAAAUCGAUAUAAAGGAAGGGGCCGGACAAACCGCUCCCUUGCUAGGCCAUGGUGGCUUCUAUGCUGUUGCUCAUGGUAGAGUCCCAGGUAUCUACUUGGACUGGCGUAAAGCAGAGCUACAGACCAAAAAAUUUUCCGGAGCUUAUUGUGAAAAGUUCGGAACAUAUGCUCAAGCGAAGGACUUCAUCAAAAGCUGGAACAUAGCUUGUAUUGAAAUAUACGCAAAAGAACUAUACGAGCACCUAUCCGAAGGCUCCCAUCCUCGAGAUGUGAAGUUAAAUAACUUUAAAAGACAAUUUGUGGAGCAAUAUCAGGCAUAG
This is a messenger RNA of Microsporum canis CBS 113480, 513 nucleotides long. RefSeq lists its product as hypothetical. The record is from RefSeq and is a predicted model, not a curated record. Bases 1 to 513 code for a protein of 170 amino acids. The transcript is spliced from 4 exons. NCBI's taxonomy places the organism in Eukaryota, Fungi, Ascomycota, Eurotiomycetes, Onygenales, Arthrodermataceae.